CUUGGGCUACACCAAUAACAACACACGAAUGUAAGCAAUGCAAAAACUUGGCCUAGCUUGUCCGCUGGGAUUCCUUGCCAGCAAACCGCAGCGGCAUAAAACAAAUAUUUUAAAUUUAAACUACGACUGCUUCGUGGCGAUAUUUUCAUAUCUUACUGCGCUCGAGGACAAGUUAAAUUUGGCCAGAGCGCACCCGCAGUUUCGCGAAGUGUUGACGCGGGAGGCACCGCGUCGCUAUGCCAAAAUAAAUAUGCGAUUGCUUCGAUGCAUUUCCGAUUGGGAUUUUCUAUUAAAGUUGUGUGGCGAUUGUGUUGUCGAGUGUGAGCUACGCCAUGGACGGUGGGACGAUAAUAUCACUCAACCGUUUCUGACACUUUUGAAUGCAUACUGCAAAAAUUUGCGGCAUUUGCACCUGAUAUUCGCGCACUCCAAUAUAAAGCCGCCGGCAGAGAGCGGAGAUCUUAACAUAUUGCAAAUGAUUCAAAGAAAAGAUCUGCAAAGCGUGAGCCUAAUCGAUGCAAAGGCUGCUGAAGUGCUGCAGCUGCGAAACUUUACCGAACUGGAAGCGCUGCAUAUUGAUGGCUUUGAUGUUGAUUUGACUGAUGCGAAUUUCAUUGAGCUGUUCCAGGCGCUGUCACAGUUGCGCAGGCUUUCGCUGCGAUUCGCUUGGAGGCGACAGCUGCCGCCCUUGGCCGACUAUUGCCCCCAGCUGGAGCAUUUGUCGCUGGAGAACUUCGAAGGCACGCUAGACGACGUGGGCGAUUUUCCGCGACUUAAGUCGUUGCGUCUGCUUUGGCGCUUGUCCGUACACUUGAAUAGUCAGCUCUUUCGAUCGUUGGCCAAACGCUAUGGGGAUCGUUUGGAGCAGCUGCAGCUGACCAAAGUGAAUCCAGAGCACGUGGAGCACAUAAUAUCGUUGCAAAGUCUGAAGGCACUCGCCUGUCACAUGUGGCCCAGCGAAACGCUGAAGCACUUAGGGAAAUUGCAGCAACUCGAGUGUCUGGGCCUGCAGUGCAGUGAACCUAUAGCUAGCAUAAUGCAGCUGCUGGACGUAAUUAGCAACUGCUCGAAACUGCAGCACUUGAAGCUAAGCAAGCACUGGCAGGAACAGGAGCUGGACCGCUUUCUAUACGCCGUACAGGAGGAGCUGCGCAAACAGGCAGCAAACGGAAGGCGUGAGAAACUUAUGCUAACGCUGGAGCUGCCAGCAUCAACAGCGGCUCAGAACCAGUUAAAGCAAAAUUUAAACUCGCAAUUGUUACAAUUGGACUGGCUGGGCGUUGCAUGCCCUCUGUGUAUGCCAGAUCGACACACGAAGCAAUCUAUUCCAGGAUUAAUUUGGUUCUGAACUCACCUCGCAAUUAGUCUGUUCAAUGGCAACGAAUGAAGAACUAUUUUAAAUCGAGUCGGGAGUGAUCGACUAGGAGAUACCCUAAACCAAGCGAUGCCUUUAAAAAGAAUUCAAGCCUUAUAUCAGAAACAGAAGCAAGCACGGACGCCGGGGCAAGCUAACGAGGAUUAAAAAAAAUCACAUCUGGGUCAAUAACGGGAUUAAGAUAUAGAGUAUAUAGCUUUGUGCCCUUCCUUCCACCUGUCAAAUUGAUAAGCUUUAAUCUCUUAUACCUGAAGGAGAUCUUUAAUAUGGUUUCCCUCAGGUAUAGCCGACUAAGAGAUCCAUUGAAAAACUACAUAGAUAAAUUGUAUUCGAAUCAAUAUAAAAUUGAAUUAGCUUGUUUAUUUUAAUGAAUAUUGUAUUUGAUUGUGACACCUUCCCCUGGAUUCACAAUUUAUUAUACCAAAAAGCCAAAGCGGAAAUGAAUCCUCUAUCAUUUCAUAAUUGGUUUUAAAAUGUCAAGCUUUAUUAAAUACAUAUCUAUUUAAAAGAAUAAACAAAAUUGAAGUCAAAACGUUAGAUUUAGCAAGCGCAGUUUUCAUUGAACUCAAGAAAAUUGUUUUUUGUAUUAAAAUUGUGAUAGAUAGUAACACAUUUGUAUUUUUCAACCUCACUUUUGUAAAUUGUAAAGUAACAAAGUAUUUAUAUAAUUAAUAAGCAGCUCUCGUAAGUGGGGAGGUUCAAUUUGUGUGCCAAGAUAAUUUGACUUAUUAAGUGCAUGCACAGAAAUUCCAAAGAUAUUAAACUGUUCAAAUAUUUAUUGAAAUAAAUAUAUAUAUAUAUGUAUGUGUGGUAACCAUUAUCAGUAAACAUA
Messenger RNA from Drosophila montana, 2207 nucleotides. RefSeq lists its product as uncharacterized. The coding region runs from base 38 to 1348 and encodes 436 amino acids. The transcript is spliced from 4 exons. The record is from RefSeq and is a predicted model, not a curated record. Lineage: Eukaryota; Metazoa; Arthropoda; Insecta; Diptera; Drosophilidae.